GAGAACCACUGGCUGAGGUGUGGGUUACAGCCAACUGCACAAGGAAGAGGGAGCAGCCAGUGGGUAUAGCAGGUUGGAGAGACCCCAGAGAGCCAAAGCCAGGAAAACUUGGGGCAGCAACACUUUCCACAGUCACAUCUUAGAGGCCUAAGCUCCAGCCAUGGGAGAACGAGGGGGCUUGCUUGUGUCCCGGGACAGAGGGCCCAUGACUAGAUCCUGGGGGACCUGCUUGCUCCUGCUCACCAUUUUGGUGGCCCUGGUGGCCAGCACAGACCCAGGCAAAAAUAAGGUCAAGGUGUUGAAGGAAUUAAAAGUGAUCAAUGCCUCAAAUGCCAACGUGAAGCAGUGUCUCUGGUUUGCCAUGCAAGAAUACAACAAAGAAAGUGAGGAUAAGUACCUCUUCCAAGUGGUCAAGACAGUACAAGUCCAACUGCAGGUUACGGAUCGUUUGGAAUACUUUAUUGAUGUCAUAAUUGGACGCAGCAAUUGUAGAAAGUUUUCAAACAGUACCGAAAACUGUUCCAUUCAAGAGAACUCUAAACUGGAAAAGAAAGUAAUGUGCAGUUUUUUGGUUGGAGCACUCCCCUGGAAUGGUGAAUUCAUGGUGAUGAAGAAGCAGUGUGCAGACGCUUAGGGGGUUCUGAAGUCCCCCCCUCCCA
Lontra canadensis (Northern American river otter) is the source of this 659-nucleotide messenger RNA. RefSeq names its product cystatin 8 (gene CST8). The transcript is spliced from 4 exons. Gene Ontology annotation, cellular component: cell surface; cytoplasm; extracellular region. The record is from RefSeq and is a predicted model, not a curated record. Gene Ontology annotation, molecular function: cysteine-type endopeptidase inhibitor activity. NCBI's taxonomy places the organism in Eukaryota, Metazoa, Chordata, Mammalia, Carnivora, Mustelidae. Bases 161 to 634 code for a protein of 157 amino acids.